AAGGACUGGACGGAGACACAACCGAACCUCGUUUCUGUUUGAUGUGCAGACGGUCCAGUCUGACAUCUUUGGACUAAAAAACAAACUUCCUCCAGAAUUCCCGCAACGCAUCUGCACUGAACAUCAUGAUGACUAAAUCUUAUACAAGAGCAGUGGAGGGCGAGGAGGUUGUCAGCCCUCUGCAGUGGAUAGAAGGAGACACAAGCUCACCAGAAGGAAACUCUUCUGUCCCAUCCCACUGCUACGGAGCAGGUGGAGUAAACCAACAGACCCCAGAGAUGGGAAGUGAGGAUGCAGAGGAGGAGGAGGAGGAGGAGCAGGAAGGACAGGAAGAACAGGAAGAUGAAAAUGAGACCAAGCGGCGAGGACCCAAAAAAAAGCGAAUGACAAAGGCCCGACAGGAGCGUUUCCGUGCUAGACGUAUAAAAGCCAACGCCAGGGAGCGCUCGCGCAUGCACGGUUUGAACGAUGCACUGGAGAAUCUGCGCAGCAUCAUGCCCUGUCACUCCAAAACACAGAAACUGUCUAAGAUUGAGACUCUACGACUUGCCCGCAACUAUAUCUGUGCUCUGACUGAGGCUCUGGAUGGGGGUCUGUCUACAGAGAGCAGAGCUUUCAUGGAGACGCUGUGUAAGGGACUCUCACAACCCACAACCAACCUGGUGGCUGGCUGCCUACAGUUGGGACCAGCUUCUGGGACUGGGAUGAGUCCUGAAGACAGACAUGGAGUUUGUCCACCUCCUAAUCCUCAUGCUGGUAUGGCCAGCUAUGCCUCCCCAGGCCUGCCAAGCCCUCCGUACGGCACCUAUGACUCAGCUCACAUGCUUCAUCUGAGGGCCAUAAAAGCACAGCAGUAUGAGAACCACUCACCACACGAGUAUAACGCUGGAGGUGUGGGGACCCCACCAUAUGAUGGCCCCCCUACGCCCCCCCUGAGCAUCAGCAGUAACCUGGUACCCAAACAGGAGCCAUCACCCCACUACCCACCCCCGCACCAAUACUCCCCCUCCCCUGUAGACCAGGUUCUCUAUCAGACUGGAUAUGAAGCUCACUUAGACGGGCCGUAUGACUCGUACCACCCACCACACAUGAUCCCUAGACAGAGGCCGUCCAUCUACAGAGACUAGAUGGAUGUCAGAUCCUUCAUGACCCCUGACCCCACUGUCUCAGAAUGAUCUCUCAGAUGAUGGACUGCCUGUAGACGAUCUGUAGCUUUAUUUUUUUAACAUAUGUUGUGCAUUUGCACUAUAGGCUAGCACUGCUCAUCACUGUUACUGUUCAUUAGAAAAUGCUUGACUUUUAACCAACCACUGACCUUCAGAAGUGAUUACCAAAUGAUCCAGGGACCUUACAUGUCCUGACUUUAGCCAUUUUGACCUGUUGCACUUCUAAUUUAGCUUUGGCAACACAAAAGAUUCAUUAAUAAUUGUUAUUUAUUCGUUAAUUUAACACUGUAUGUGGAGUUUGUUCUGAUAUGAGUGUUUUGCUUCUUUUGUGAAAAUUUGUUGUCAAGGCUUCUCUUUAGUCUAGUUAAGUCCCUUAUAGUUAUUUUGUGUGUGUGUCCUUUUAGCAUUUGAUGUUUUUGCACUCCAAGCCCACUCAGAGGUAGAUUUGUAAAUAAUCCUUUUUUAAAUUGUGGCUGUUGAAUAUUAUAAAACAAAAAAAAAGGUGGGAAAUUCAUUUGUGGCAAAAAACAACAAGAACAACAACAACAACAACAACAACAUCAAUAAUAAUAAUAAUAAUAAUAAUAAUAAUAAUAAUAAUACAUUCGCAGGUCAAAAUACUGAAAUCUUUGUACUGUCUGCUUUUCUGUUGUAAAUCUAUUCAUCUGUGUUUCUUGUGGAGCAAAAUAUUUGUAUUAAAUUAUAAAUACGUCA
Nothobranchius furzeri (turquoise killifish) is the source of this 1880-nucleotide messenger RNA. Its product is annotated as neurogenic differentiation factor 4. Gene Ontology annotation, molecular function: DNA-binding transcription factor activity, RNA polymerase II-specific; protein dimerization activity; E-box binding. The record is from RefSeq and is a predicted model, not a curated record. Lineage: Eukaryota; Metazoa; Chordata; Actinopteri; Cyprinodontiformes; Nothobranchiidae. Gene Ontology annotation, cellular component: nucleus. Gene Ontology annotation, biological process: axon development; camera-type eye development; positive regulation of transcription by RNA polymerase II.